Adineta steineri is the source of this 1929-nucleotide messenger RNA. The record is from the annotation of a GenBank genome assembly. NCBI's taxonomy places the organism in Eukaryota, Metazoa, Rotifera, Eurotatoria, Adinetida, Adinetidae.
ACACAUAAUCUUGUAUCUUUAACACCAUUUUUUAAACAUCGUGCAUUAGCUGGUGUAUGGUUAGCAUUAUCUUAUAAAGCGUUAAGUUCGGCAAAUGAGGAUAUAGAAAAUGAUUUUGAUUGGCAAUGGGAUUUAACAGUUGAUUCAUAUUUAGAUGAUAAUUGGAAAUUAUAUGAAUGGAAAACAUUUUUUCAACAUCGUCUAUCACCGUAUAUUGUUAGUGCUGGUGAUUGUGCUGCUUUAAUACCAGAUACGAAAAUACGUGAACCUAUUGAACGUACUACAUGUUAUAAUCAACGAACAGUUGUAUGUCGAAAACCAUUAGAAAACGAAGGAAAAUCAUUUCAUAAAAAGGUUAAUUAUAAGAAAUUUUUACGUUUACAAAAUUUUACUGAACUGCCGGAAAAUUCUCGAAAAUCAAAUAAUAUAACAUCACCAUCGUCAUUAGUCAUCACUCGUAGUAUGUUUGAAUUAUUUAAUACAACAACAUAUCGAUUGAUUAUAUAUUUCAAUGGUUCAUCAUCAUUAACAACAAAUCUUGUUUUUACAUGUAAAUCAAAAGGCAUUAUUUUUCAACAAUUUAUUUUAUCAACUGAAUUAUUAUCAAUAAUGAAAUAUGAUAUUUCAAUUAAUUCAAUAGGAAAUGAAUAUCAGUUAUUAUUUAAUUAUCUUCGUUCAUCAAAUUGUACGAAUACAACAACACAUCAAUGUAUUUAUUUAUCAUGUAUAGAAAAUGAUCCAUGGUAUUAUUUAAUACCUGAAAUGCAAACUCGAUUUAAUAUUAUUCAUAAUCAAACAACAACAAAUAAUAAAUGUUUAAUAAAAUAUAAUUAUACAAAUUUUAAUGCACAAAUAUGUUCACUUUUAAUUGAUCAAUUUCGUAUAACAGAAGAUACAUAUUUAUCAACUUCAUUACCAUCAUUUAAAACAAAUACAUGUUUAGAUUUUGGUGGUCAAUGCAUUCCUGAUUCAUUAAUAGUACCAUCAUCAAUGCAAUUUAUAGCUAAUGAUCUAACAUGUUCAACAGGAUUUAUUUGUUGGUUACAAGGUGAGCGUUGUGGUACCAAUUCUUACUGUGUUGAUCGUCUUCGAUUUCCAUGUCCUACAACAUCGCAUUUAACUAAUAUAACAUGUUUAAAUACACAUCAUGAUUGUUGUACAUCAUCAUUACCAUCGAUUGAUUCACCAUUAAUUGUUUCUACAAUAUCAAAUCAACAAUCUUGGAAUAUUCUUUUACCUAUUUAUUAUUUUUCAUUUCAUGGUACAUCUAAAUGGGAUAAAUUCUUUUUUAAUUCAUGGUUACGUAUGGGUAGUGAUAUAUCGCAUGAUUUUAUUAAUGAUGAAUUUUUAUUUUCAUGUACAGCUAUAUUUAUUGAUCCAACAUUACUUUUAACACAUGAAUCAUGUUUACCAACACGUUUAACUAGUAGUGAUAAACGUUCAAUAUUAUUUUCAUUAAUUAAAAAUGAUGAUAAUGAUGAAUAUGAUAAAGUUGCUUUACAUGUUGAUACAUAUCAAAUAUAUUCACCAUUUCAAUUAGUACGUUUAGCAUUUCAACAUGAUUUUCUUGUUAAUAAAACUUAUAAGAUAUUAAAUGAUAUGAAAUUAAAUAAACAAAAUAUAAAUGAACUUUAUUGUGUACUUGUUUUAAAUGAAAAUGAUAUAAAACCCAUCAAAUUAAUUAAUGAUUUUGAAAAACAAUUUAUUUUCGAUGAAAAUAUAUCCGUAUUUUCAUUUCAUAAUUCAACAAAUAUUGAUGAAGAUGAUGAAUGGUUAUUUUCACCAAUUCUUUGUGUUAUGAAUGAUAAAUUAAAUGAUUGGAUUAUUGUUGGUAUUAGUGGACGACAACUUAAACAUAAAUGUAAAAUAUUUAACCAAAUAAAAUAUUGUCAAAUGACAUUUAUUUAUUCAUCAACAUGGAUUGAUUGA